UGUGUGUGUGUGUGUGUGUGUGUGUUCUCUCUCUUCUCUUCUCUCUUCUUGUCGUUGUCUCCCGCUUCUGGGAGCGGCGUGGCCCGAUAGGGUAGCUGUACAUAGUAGUAGUAGUAGUGUGUGAGCGCACAUGUGUGUGUGUAUGCGUAUGUGUGUGUGAGACAGUGUGUGGUGUACAUACAUGCAUGUGCACGUGUCAGCAUUGUUACCGCACCGGUACAUAUCUUCACGUCCAAUGCAUCUCGGCUUUUUUCGGUUUUUUAUAUACUAGUAUUUUGCAUGCGGACAUGCAUGAACCUAGCUGUGCACUUACUAAGAUGUAGCUACAGUGCAGUGCACAGUGGGAUAAACUGUACUUUACCUGAACACCGCAGUUGUGGCAAGCACAAUCUGUCUUGAUCGUCAGCACCUUCCUCUAUAGUAUCUCCAGUGCAUUCCAGUCCAUGGCGGCUGCACACGGUCCAGCAUGCACCUCAUGCUGACCAGGCAGGUGUUCGUGGCGGUGUGCAUGUCCUGGGGGAUAGCUUGCAGGACCUACUCACUCUCCCUUUGCACAGCUCUGCCAGUCACUCACACAACCCCUGUCUAUAUAUUAUGCAUGUGCACAUAUGUACAUGUACAUGCACCCUUUCCAUGCACAUCGUGUAUUGUACUAGGCAGACUGCUGCGUUGUGAGGUCUGUCUCCCGUGUUACUGUCUCCAUCUGCUUGGCCUUUGAUUUCCUCUGGAUGGGAAGACGGCGGUGAGAGGCUUGGAAGUCUUACCCUCCGCCUCUGCCUCUGGAUGACCUGUGUGCCGGUGGUGGUCUGUGUGUGUGUGUGUGUGUGUGUCCCAUAUGGUGCAGUGGUAUGUGCAGCGAUUUCCAAUCGAUAGGUUGCGGGUUCGAUUCCCGACGAUUAUGGUCACACACGUCUUUCUUCUCUUUCUCAGACUCUUCCUGACUUUUCUUUCAUUCUCCUGGGUGGUUACCAACAGCCAGUGCAUGCCGGAGUAUGUGGUGUGAUGUGUGUGCGGGAAAAAAGAAGAAAAAAAGACCAAAAAGUAGGGAUUCACUGGCCAGAAAAAAGCCACUUCAAAGCUGUGUGGUGUAGACCAGGCUGAAUAGUGGUGGUCAAUUCUUCAGCCUUGCAAGCUGUUGAAUGGUGCAAUCCCAGCACAAGUUGCUAUGGCUUCUGCUGUAGCAUCGCUAUCAUCGCCUCUGGCGAUGGGCGUCCAAUGGUCAAUGGUGUGUGUGUGUGUGUGUGUGUGUGUGUGUGUGUGUGUGUGUGUGUGUGUGUGUGUGUGUGUGUGUGUGUGUAUGUGUGCCUGAGUCACCGGUUACAAACAAUAUGUCCUGCGAACGCUGCAGCUUCCACUGCGCCCGCUGCAACCGCUGUGUGCUAUCGCGCCAAGGCAUGAAACGUCACAAGUGCAGCCGUGGCUCGGCCAGAGCAACCAACACAGACCGUAGCUCCUUCUGCUUCGUUUGCAAUUGCGGUCGGCGUUUCAGUAGACCACAGGACCUAUCCCGUCAUCGCCCCUACUGUUCCGAACCUGCUCAACCCCCAUGGGGUCCGCAUAGCCAGAAUAUGGCAGCGCGUCCAAGGUCCAAGGUAUGUGUGUGUGUGUAUGUGUGUGUGUGUGUAUAUGUGUGUAUGUGUCUAUGUCUGUGUGUACUGCAGAAAGCCGGUAUUGGUGGUGUUGUCCAGCGUGGCCACAAUGUCUCCAAGAUAGCCAAGAUGACGCCGGUGGAGAAUCGGCCGCUAACAAUCGAGUUUACUGCAGACAAGGGUGCCGCCAUGAAGUGGAACUUCAAGCCCCUGCAGUCUGAGAUCAAGAUUGUGCCCGGAGAAACAGCACUUGCAUUCUAUCGUGCACGGAACCCGACAGACAAACCCAUCAUUGGCAUAUCUACCUACAAUGUAUUACCUUUCGAGGCUGGACUUUACUUCAACAAGAUCCAGUGCUUUUGCUUUGAGGAGCAACGUCUCAACCCUGGGGAAGAGGUGGACAUGCCGGUUUUCUUCUACGUCGACCCAGACAUUAUGGAGAACCCUCGACUGGCGUUUGAGGACAGAAUUGUACUAUCGUACACUUUCUUCGAAGCCAAGGAGGAAGAGGUUGAUAAGUUUCUCGAGAUUCUCCAAAGAGAACGUGGCGAAGACCUAGAGAAAGCCCGCGGAAUGGCAGCAAAAAGCAACGAAGAUGCAGUGGUGAAAGCAGCACCGGAGCUCGCGCCAAUCAAGCGAUCGAAAGCGAUGGAGCAAAGUCGCAACCACAAACUGGAACGCGCCAUGGCGGGCCUGUCCGCACACCCUGCUGCUAACCCCAAGACGAAAGCAGACACAGCGAAAUAACGCCGUGUAGCGCGCGCAAUCGUGUGUUCUGCUCGUUGCGUGUAUUAUACUAUAGAAGGAGUGGAUCCCUUUGUACAUAUCCAUUCACUGACAUACAACAGUCAAGCCGCUGUUUUAAACCCAUUGUAUAUACAUGUAAGUAGGAUAUACUCAGGACGAGUGCUGUGCACUGUAGAUAACUGGUAUGGCCGUCAUCACAAAUGACCUGAUUCUCAUAAUUAUUUAUAUCGUAUGA
This is a messenger RNA of Sycon ciliatum, 2571 nucleotides long. Its product is annotated as cytochrome c oxidase assembly protein COX11, mitochondrial-like. The record is from RefSeq and is a predicted model, not a curated record. Gene Ontology annotation, molecular function: copper ion binding. Gene Ontology annotation, cellular component: mitochondrial inner membrane. The coding region runs from base 1329 to 2336 and encodes 335 amino acids. The transcript has 5 exons. NCBI's taxonomy places the organism in Eukaryota, Metazoa, Porifera, Calcarea, Leucosolenida, Sycettidae.